Messenger RNA from Triplophysa rosa, 1003 nucleotides. RefSeq names its product akirin 2 (gene akirin2). The transcript has 5 exons. NCBI's taxonomy places the organism in Eukaryota, Metazoa, Chordata, Actinopteri, Cypriniformes, Nemacheilidae. Gene Ontology annotation, biological process: positive regulation of innate immune response; positive regulation of transcription by RNA polymerase II. Gene Ontology annotation, cellular component: chromatin; nucleus. The coding region runs from base 308 to 853 and encodes 181 amino acids. Gene Ontology annotation, molecular function: transcription coregulator activity. The record is from RefSeq and is a predicted model, not a curated record.
UCCACGCCAUAUUUGUUAGCCGGCGGAAAUCAAGAGGCGUCGGACCGCGGUUGUUGGCACAAUCCGAAAUCAUCGGCGUUUUCAUGUAGAUUAUCGACGCCUCAUCCACGUUCUUUAGUGUGUUUAAACGUUUAUUAUUUCCUAGCGGAUGUUUUGCGUGAAAGGUCGACGCAGGAUUUGAAUAAAACGAAGCGAUCGAGUCGCGUUCCCUAGAGAUCGGAGCAGGACUGUCGCUAGCAGGAGCUCGAGCUGUGUGUGGGGUUUUUUUCGCGGAUUGCUCACUUUAACUUUCGAGGCUUCCGAUAAAAUGGCAUGCGGAGCCACUCUGAAACGGACUCUGGAUUUUGAUCCUCUUAUGAACCCGGCGUCUCCGAAGAGGAGGAGAUGUGCGCCCAUGUCCCCGUCCACCUCCAGCGGAUCUCCGCAGAAAUACCUGCGCAUGGAGCCGUCGCCCUUCGGCGCAGUGUCUUCAGUCCUGACCACAGAGCAAAUCCUGAGUAACAUAAAGCAGGAGUACAAGCGCAUGCAGAAGAGAAGACAUCUGGAGAGCAGUUUCCAGCAGACAGACACCUGCUGCCCCAUCGAUUCCCAGCCACAAACCUCCAUCAGCAACACAAUACCAGGUUCUUCUGGAUCGGCGUCUCCCUCCAGACGGGAGCAGCCGUUAUUCACGCUGAAGCAGGUGGGAAUGAUCUGCGAGCGUCUGCUGAAGGAGCGUGAAGAGAAGGUCCGGGAGGAGUACGACGAGAUCUUGACCACCAAACUUGCAGAACAAUAUGAUGCAUUUGUGAAGUUCACCCAUGACCAGUUGAUGAGGAGAUUCGGGGAGCAGCCCGCAAGCUAUGUGUCCUGAAUUUGCUGUAACAUCAGACGUUUUCCUCUUCUGUGGAUCUGUGACUGGGAGCACGUGACGGGUCAGAUCAGGUCCAGCUGGGUCUCCAGCGCCGGGCACAGAGUGUGUGUGAUAAACUCUCUCUCUCUCUCUCUCUCUCUCUCUCUCUCA